AUGCAUCUGUCACGCCUGGUGACUAACCAGGUGGCACUAUGCCUGCUUUGUCUGUUCCUUCUGUCGGCGUUUAUGCCUACCUCUGCUCUGCCGGGACGUGGUAAAGGUAUCGGCAGCCAUCGUUCCUCCAGCGGCAGUAGGGGAAGCAGCCACCAUUCCGACGACAAGAAGCAUGGUUCGGGUCUCGGCAGUCUCUUCUCUAGCGAUGACAAAAAGUCUUCUGAUGACGACAAGAAGCACGGACUUAGCGGCCUCUUCUCCGGUGGCGAUAAGAAAGACGACAAGAAAGAUGACAAGAAGGAGGAUAAAAAGGGCAAGUCUACCACCGGAAAAGAUGGAAAACACGGCUCUUCCUCGGGCCGCCAGGGAACCGAUGAUAGCAGGGGUCGUGGCUCUUCUCGGGGCUCUUCUCGGGGUUCUUCCCGUGGGUCCAACCGAGGAUCUUCUCGCGGCUCAGAUCGAAGCAACCCUUUCUCUGACAAGUUCGACCUUGACAAUCCCUUCUCCGAUGCCCACAAAGUUGAAGACAUUUAUGCUGUCGAAGACGGCCCGACCCCGGAUAAGAAGCCUGGAAUUGGUAUAGAGUUUGAGGCCAGUGGCGUUCAGUUCAUAAACAAAAAGUGCAACGACCAGAACACCUUUGCGCUGAAAGGCAAGGAAGUCAAGAACCGAGCAAGCAAGCGGAGAAAGGACUGGGCCUUGACCGUGGACACCACUGAUGGAAAAGGAGGCCAGCUCUCGGGAGAAUAUAUCCUUAAUGGCAAGAAGAUCAAACUCGGCUCUGGUCGCGCUGGAAAGGCCGCGGACGAGGUGGCAAAUGACUUUACGAAAAAGUGGAAACCACACAAAGGAAAGAAAGGCAGUGGUCCUGUGACUAUCCGCCAUGCCACACCCAAGCAAUGCCACAAGUGGGACUUGGUGAAGCCGGUAAACGAAGCCAUGAUCCCUAUGGUUGAGUGGCAAUACCAGGUCACCGUCCCGAUGCCAUUAGGUGCUAUCCAUGACGUGUUCCGCAAGGCUCACCUCAAUGAGAAGAGCCCCCUGUUGUCGGACUUUAAGCCGGCUUCCAAGAAGCGAAUGAUCUGGGUCAAUAAGAAUUUCUUCCAGGCAAACCCUGAAGGCAACAGCCCGGAUAAGAUCACUGCGGAUGCAAUGGGCUUUUUGUCCUUGGUUGUUUCCUACGCCAAGAACGCACAGUCCAGAAGCAACCCGGAAAUUAGCCCCAAGAUGCUCACGACGAUCAUGCCGCGCACUGAUUUCGCCAGCAUCUACAAGGACGUCAAGUCUGAUAUCAAAGGGGAUCUAUAUAACCUAGUCUCAGUCCUGCUCUGUUACAAGAACGGCGCUGACGACGAAGUUGAAUUCGACGACUCGAUGUGCGACGGCGAUGCGAAGAACCCCAAGCCCAAGAAAAACAUCAAUGAAAUGACCGAACUUCACAUGAAAGGCGAGAACCCUAAGACUAAGAAGAAGGACGAACCCCGCGUGAGACUCAAGGAAUGGAUGGAGAAGUUGCCCAAGGGCCAGGACCUCCUGGCUGAGGGAGAUGCCGUUAUCGACAAACAGGUUGGCGGCUUGAAGUCGGCUCGCGAGGAGGUCUACGGCAACCCCAAACGGCUGGUGCCCUUGUUCGAAUUCCGCGAUAUUGGAGCCGCCAAACCCGCACAGUUUAAGAAGGUGGUUGACGCUAUCGAGGAUGCAGUCUUGGCCUACCACAAGCGAUUCUAG
Molecule: messenger RNA, 1728 nt
Organism: Aspergillus melleus
Lineage: Eukaryota; Fungi; Ascomycota; Eurotiomycetes; Eurotiales; Aspergillaceae
Exons: 3
Coding region: 1-1728 (575 amino acids)
Source: RefSeq, a predicted model, not a curated record